ACGAAAUUCGUCUCAUCCGGUAAACCUGAGCGUACUUCACCAAGUACGCUGAUCUGCAUGCAGCUAGAACCCAGGCAUUAAUUUUUGUGGGUCUUCACGUUUCGGUGAUCAUUAUUAGCCUUUCCAACAUCUGAACAGUUUUUUCGUAUUAGAAAAUGGCCAAGCGAACGAAGAAAGUUGGGAUCACCGGAAAAUACGGUACCCGUUAUGGUGCAUCCUUACGGAAAACUGUCAAAAAGAUCGAAAUCCAACAGCACAACAAGUAUACCUGUCUUUUCUGUGGAAAGGAUGCGAUGAGGAGGACCUGUGUUGGAAUAUGGCAGUGUAAACGAUGCAGGAAGACCGUGGCGGGAGGAGCAUACAGUUAUACGACCACCGCUGCCGCUACUGUGCGAUCCACCAUCAGACGUCUCCGCGACUUGAAAGAAAUAUAAUUCCGUUUUCGUUUCUUCUUAUCUGUGUCGCUUAAUUAUCUGACGUGCUCGAAUAAAAAACGAAUAAAGAUUAAAGACCGUA
Paramacrobiotus metropolitanus is the source of this 516-nucleotide messenger RNA. Its product is annotated as 60S ribosomal protein L37a-like. The transcript has 4 exons. The coding region runs from base 156 to 434 and encodes 92 amino acids. Gene Ontology annotation, molecular function: structural constituent of ribosome. Gene Ontology annotation, cellular component: ribosome. Gene Ontology annotation, biological process: translation. The record is from RefSeq and is a predicted model, not a curated record. NCBI's taxonomy places the organism in Eukaryota, Metazoa, Tardigrada, Eutardigrada, Parachela, Macrobiotidae.